Molecule: messenger RNA, 1626 nt
Organism: Penicillium robsamsonii
Lineage: Eukaryota; Fungi; Ascomycota; Eurotiomycetes; Eurotiales; Aspergillaceae
Product: bZIP transcription factor
Exons: 2
Coding region: 1-1626 (541 amino acids)
Biological process (GO): regulation of DNA-templated transcription
Molecular function (GO): DNA-binding transcription factor activity
Source: RefSeq, a predicted model, not a curated record
AUGGCCACCCGCGCUUCAAACGCCAAUGAGCUUGUGGUGCCUCAGCCCGACUUGUCCGACCUACCAGAACGUUCGCAACCUACACCCGUCGGCAAAGAGGACUUGCCAAUUCCCUCCCGUGCGACUUCCCUAGACGUGGAAGGAAGCUUGGACCAUGGCACGAGAUCAGGACGCAAGCGCAAGCUGAAUAGCAUGUCAUCAAGAGGUGUCGCCAAUCUCACACCCGAUCAGUUGGCAAAAAAGCGGGCCAAUGACCGCCAAGCGCAGCGCGCAAUUCGAGAAAGGACCAAGGGGCACAUAGAAGCUCUGGAGCAACAGGUCAGGGACCUGUCGUCACAAAAACCCUCCCUCGAUCUCCAAGCAGCUCUACAGGAGAAUGGGGCGAUUCGCUCGGAGAACGCAGAGCUCCGCCAAGGGCUUCAGGCGGUAAUGGCCAUUCUCCAACCAUUGAUGGCUAAGCCAGAACUACCAGAACCAUCUCCUUCUCUAGCUACACCCAAUCUCGCCCCGCCUCCGCAAAAAUCCCCAUUGCCCGACACCGAUCGGCUCACUCCUCAUAGUCAGCCACUACUUACAGGCGAGAAAACAUAUCCCGAGUCUACUGCCAGCUUUGAUACACCUUCUCCGACCCAUUCUGCACCCACCCUCGGGAGUCGCCGCAACAGUACCAAUGGAGGCCCUCACUCCGCCUCUCUCCGUGUCGCAUUGGACUCGCAACGCCAUAAUAUCACUCAUGGGCUAAACCUCGGCUCGGAGGAGCGUCUAGGGUUUAAUUUCCUUCUGGAUGGUUCGCAUACUGUCCCCAAAGUCGACCGGCUACACCGUAGCAGCUCAGAACUCCUCCACUGUCCCCCGCUGAAUUCUCCGUCACCAAUAUACCCCCAUCCCUUGACCACAACCUCUGACCAUGGGCCACCUGCAUUCGCCGCUCCGAUACAAAAUCUACCGGCGACAUGUCCUUUGGAUAACAUUCUUUUGGAAUUUCUUCAAAGCCGUCAACGCGAGGCGGCUCAAGGCAUCCCUAGACAAAACUUAGCCGGGCCACCGUACCCGAGUGUCUCCUCGUUGCUAAACCCGGAGAGAAGUGUCUUCUCCCAUCCGGUCUCAAAAGUGUUCACCGAUAUCCUGUGCGCCUUUCCCGAUAUCUCCUCUUUGCCGGAACAAGUUGCCGUGCUCUACACCAUGUUCCUCCUUAUGCGCUGGCAAAUUUACCCCACGCAAGAGAACUAUGAGAGACUCCCAGAGUGGUUGACCCCACGCCCAACACAAAUUCUCCAUCCACACCCUGCUUGGAUGGAUUACGUUCCCUGGCCGGGAAUGCGCGACAGGAUCAUUACAAAUUACCAGAACUACCCGUUUGAGAACUGGACCAUGCCAUUUACACGUGACAUAAACGUCAAUUGGCCAUACGAGGCUACGGACUGUUUAUUGUCAGCCGGCGAGUCGGAUGAGCUGGUCAUCAACCCCGUCUUCGAACGGCAUAUGAGGAAUUUGUCUAAUUGGUCGUUGGGGCCCAGCUUUGCGGAAACUUAUCCCUCUCUGGUAGACACCACACUAAUCAAGCCAAGAGCACGGCCCAACACCUCAUACGGGGUAGAAUCUCCAGGAGACUACAAACCCACCUAA